Messenger RNA from Penicillium diatomitis, 1833 nucleotides. Its product is annotated as putative UV radiation resistance protein (UVRAG). Gene Ontology annotation, biological process: SNARE complex assembly. Bases 1 to 1833 code for a protein of 610 amino acids. Gene Ontology annotation, molecular function: SNARE binding. The transcript has 2 exons. NCBI's taxonomy places the organism in Eukaryota, Fungi, Ascomycota, Eurotiomycetes, Eurotiales, Aspergillaceae. The record is from RefSeq and is a predicted model, not a curated record. Gene Ontology annotation, cellular component: lytic vacuole; endosome.
AUGGACACCUCAAAUGGCGACUUUGAAGCCACAGAUCAUGACGCCGUGGUGCGUAGGGUGCGACCAUGGCUUUAUGCGUCGAACAGAAAGCUUCGGCAUCUGCACGGAAUCUCUGUCCGCAAUCUGACCGUCACCCCACCAUCAAGUCGCGCUCGCGGAAAAACGAUCAACGACGAUGACAUUCCCAAUACUCUUACGUCACCGUCGAAACUUCAGGCUCAGAAUGAGAGCCGCCCCCUACAACCGUCGCGAUCUUUUACAGAUCUUGCGUCUCGUGGGGCUUCAGAUAGCCGCACUGGCAAACGCCCUGAGCUGCGUGGUUCAAGACGCCGGAGUCUGCUUCCUUGGAACGAUCCGAAUCCAGUACGACGGCAAUUGCGCCUUGAAGACAUUACGCUCAGUCGCAUGGCAGACAUAUUCUUCUCAUUGCACUUUGAUGGGAUGAAAGAACCGAUCUUUAUCAGUGAAGUGGUUGAAAAGGCGACGAAUCCGAACUUUCAGGCCUUUGACCUGAACGCCUGUGGUCCGACAGUUUCUCGUUCAGACUCGGUGACCUUGAAGCUUUGGGUCAAGACUGAAUCGAUGCCGGAAUAUAUACAACUAGUAGAGUUGCGGCAAAAUACGCGCUCGUUGCAAUUCCUUGGCAGAACACUAGAUGAUUUCCACCAGCCUCUUCCGGCCAACUGUGUUUUGUUCCAUUUUCCAGAUGGCGUGUAUACAAGUCUCACUGAUAUAUCCCCAGUUGAACCGCCAUUUUCUGGGGUUGGUCAGAAAGGUACCGCGGAGAACAAUACCUUGCCGACAUCAUCCUACGAUGCGCUGAUGCGGCUGGCAAAUUUGGAUGAGUGUAUACAGGAUGCGCUGGCAACGCGCGAAAGGCUAGAGGCCCAAAUUGGCGAUAUUCUGCAGAGCAAUGAGUCCGCAUUGAAGACAGAAAGUGAGUCAGCGCAAGCGCAGGAUCGUCUCGCUUUGGUCCGGCAGGCCGUGGCCAACGAGCGCAAACAAAUACGAGCGGCAAACAAGCGCAAGGAGGAGCUAGUCGCCAGCAUCAAGGCUCGCCAAAGCUUCAUGAGCCAAGGCCGCAUCCACCAAGAGCGAGCUCAAAGCCAUCUCCCGGAUGCCAGAAACAAACUUGCAGGGAGUGAAAAGUUACUGGCGCAAAAUGCAGAGGAAAGUAAGGGUCAGAUCCGUCGCAUUGCUGAGGACUUAAUGGCAAUAUACCCUAUUGAACCAGUCCCGGACAAAGUCCUUGCAUUCACCAUCGCUGGUCUCUCUCUUCCAAACUCGAAAUUUGAUGACAUCGACCGUGAAGAAGUUGCAGCGGCGCUGGGCUACACUGCUCAUGUCGUAUACUUGCUCUCCUUUUACCUUUCUGUAUGGAUCCCUUACCCCAUCAGUCCCAACCUGUCAACAUCCCUGAUUCAGGAUCCUGUCUCUCAAGACCUUCCUCAGCGUACCUUUCCGCUUUAUCCGGUCAGCGUGCAGUAUCGAUUCGAGUAUGCUGUCUUCCUUCUCAACAAGGAUAUUGAGUUCUUGCUGAACAGACAAGGCAUCCGGGGGCUGGACAUUCGGCACACACUUCCCAAUCUCAAGUAUCUGUUCUAUAUUCUUACUGCCCAAACGCGCGACAUUCCUGCUCGGAAAGCAGGUGGCAUUCGUGGCCUCCUCACCGGCAGACUUACGCCUAGCAUGUCUCGUCGAGGAAGUCUCGACAGCACUGUCUCAGGGGAGGUGGCUCAGCCACGAAAGGCUCAUGAUAUGAUUCUCCGCAUGAACGGUCUCGCGCUGAGCGCGGAUGGAAAUACAGCAAAUGGAGGUUCUGUUGUACACUAG